Molecule: messenger RNA, 1791 nt
Organism: Ascochyta rabiei
Lineage: Eukaryota; Fungi; Ascomycota; Dothideomycetes; Pleosporales; Didymellaceae
Exons: 3
Coding region: 1-1791 (596 amino acids)
Source: RefSeq, a predicted model, not a curated record
AUGGACUACGACAGACGCCGCAACGCAUCUUACGAUGACUAUGGUCCUCGUGACCCCCGAGCAUAUGGGUCCUGGUACAGCCACGAUACACCACAUCAUGUUCCGCUCCGUGGACGAUCACAUUCCUCGUCCAACGCUGCUUCAGACAAUUCACCGCAGCCUGCUCAGCAACCACUCAAGAGCGCAAUUGGCAAUGCUUUUGAUCAGUCAGACGCAGCGAGAACAGUCGACCCUGAUCUCAUCGCCCAGAUAGCAGCCGAAGUGAAAAAAUCGGUGCUGCAUGAAAUCAAGCAAAGUGGCAUCGCCGGUGCAUCACCAGCUCAGUCUGGUCCAGCACCACCGCAACAACACAUCCCACCAUCGCCAGACUCUACAAGCGCAUCGUUCCCCGCUCGAAACGUGUAUGCGCCGCCUUCGCCCUUCUAUCAAGACGCCCCUAGCCAACCGUCAUCCGCACAAGAUUUAGCAAGUCGCGGGUCGACUUUCGACGGAGGCAUGGACGACCUCCUGACAUCUCGCUACGAUUCAAGUGUGCCUAUCGACAUUCCACGUCGAGAACGAGCGCCGGAACGACCCGCUCCUGCGAUGAGGAUGGCAACGGACGACUUUACACCCAUCGAGAAGAUGUGGCAGCGGCUGUUUGACCUGCAAGGUCGGCCUCUGCCGCGCCUUGGAGAAUUCCUUCGCGGCCUUGCGAUGCAUCUGAUCGAGGACUACGAACCGAAGAGAAGCCUUGUCAUCUCGCCUGCAAAGAUGCAAAAGUUUUACGAAGACGUCCAGGUCUUGAGUGAGGUUUACCCAUGGCAAACGAUAUUCGGGGAAUUGUCAUACGCUGCUUUGUCCAAGGUCUACCAGAGCAUGCGUUGCCAGCAUCAUCUCAUCCAGGAGCACCCUGCGGAACUGCCUUACAUUCCUGCCUUGACUCCAAAGGGAUUUGAAGAGUGGAUGACUGCCAUGAUAUUGGCUUAUCCUGAUACUGAACACGAGCGAAUCACAAAGGCUGUACUAGGCAUGCCUAUCAGCAAUGCGGACAACACGAAAGAAAGGUUUCCCAAAGAGCUUCCUAGGCGCAUGUUUCCAAGAACCGAGAACGUGCAAGCCCAACAAAGAUGCGCUGCAAACCUGUCUGCCGAAGGCGUCAGCCCGCUUCGCAAAGUUCCAACAUUCCCCCCACCACCCCCACCGCCCAAAGUCGAUACCAGCGCCGCUAUUCCAAGCUUGGAGCGUGAACGUAGUCCAUACAGUGGACAACCUGACCUGAGGAACUCCGACUCUGAAGGCGAACAUGACUCGAGCUUUGUCCCAAUCGAGCGACAGAGAAACCCGUAUUCCGCAAACCCGAGUGGCGGCAAGGUGUAUGAUGAUUUGUCUCAAAGCACGCACUCCGAUACCACAUCGGGCGGUCAACGCAGACGUGCGCAAUCGACAGUGAACCAAAGUCAAUGUCAAUGGGCACCACCACCACCGAACGAUACGUACAAUCAGCAGCAACCAAGGUCGAGCGCACGUCGAACCAGGAGUCCCAGCUUCUCGAGCUACGGCACAAAUUCCGAUAGUAACAUCAACGACAUGCCUGCGAGCCACUCUUCGUCGAACUUACACAAUGUCCAGGAUGAUGGACGCCGCCGCAGCAAAGACGAAGAUAUGAGAAGGCAGAAUCGUCACAGAGGAGGCACGGUGGGGACAGACAGCUUGUACGACUCGCAACCGCGUACAAGUUAUGACGACUACAAGGGCCGGACCAGUGCCAGCGGGUAUGAAGACAGAAGCUACGACUCCCGUCGCUAUUGA